Messenger RNA from Candidula unifasciata, 957 nucleotides. Lineage: Eukaryota; Metazoa; Mollusca; Gastropoda; Stylommatophora; Geomitridae. The record is from the annotation of a GenBank genome assembly.
AUGGACGAAGACGAUAACCCGUAUGAAACACUCGGUGUGUCAACUACCAUGAGUACACACAUGCUGGCUGGGGCAGCCGCCGGAGUCAUGGAACACUCAGUCAUGUAUCCUGUUGAUUGUGUGAAGACACGAAUGCAGUCCCUAGUGCCAGACCCUAAAGCAGACUAUCGGAGUGUUGCAGAUGCCCUCAACAAAAUAGUUCGCAAUGAAGGAAUAAGAAAUACAGUUCGAGGAUUCAGUGCCAUGGCUUUUGGAGCUGGACCUGCACAUGCUCUAUAUUUUGCCUGCUAUGAAAAAAUGAAAUUGAUUUUAAGUGAUGGGAAACAGGGAAAUCACUUUGCUCAUGGCUUUGCAGGGUGCACUGCAACACUUCUACAUGAUGCAAUCAUGAAUCCAGCUGAUGUUGUCAAGCAACGCAUGCAGAUGUAUGGUAGCCCAUACCAGUCAACUUUUCUCUGUUUUCGGGAAAUACUGCACACAGAAGGAAUAAAAGCCUUUUAUAGGAGCUACACAACUCAGCUCACUAUGAAUAUUCCUUUUCAUUCACUUCAGUUUAUCACAUAUGAAGUCAUGCAGGACUUGCUGAAUCAACAACGGAACUAUGAUCCAACCUCUCACAUCGUGGCAGGAUCAGUAGCAGGGGCCGUGGCAGCUGGCGUCACAAUGCCUUUAGAUGUGUGCAAAACUCUCCUCAAUACUCAGGAACAUUGUGCCAGGACUCACCUGACAUACAUUAGUGGCAUGUCAUCAGCUUUUCGGACCAUAUAUGAAUUCUGUGGUGUAGCUGGAUUUUUUCGAGGACUGUCUGCCCGUGUUAUAUACCAGAUGCCAUCGACGGCCAUUUCGUGGUCGGUGUAUGAGUUUUUUAAGUAUGCGAUCCAUAAAAAGAGGCAGCAGGUUCCAGACGAUGUCUACAUAGGCCCAACUGUGCACAUAGCUACUGCCACUGCCAGGUGA